AAUAUUUUUCUCUCGUCGUCAGUCGUCACAGCAAAAGAAGUCAGCAGGCAGCGCACGAAGCAAAUCCUAGAUCUUUUUUGUUCGUUCAACUCGGAUUUUAAUUCUAAGUGCGCGUACUUGGUUCGAACAAAGAGAAAACAGUGCUUCUCCUUCAAUUAGUCUCAUCGCGUCGCGGGUUUGCUGUGGUGGCCGUGAAAAAAGGUGCUUUUCCAAACGAGUGAUUUCCAAAAGAUUGUGCAACGUAAUUACCAGGGCCAGGUUUCGGAUUAGCUGAGCAAACAGACGGUUCCUGUUGGCCCACCAUCUAGCACCCCCGAGGGAAGAAAGCAGCCACAAUGUCGUACGCGUACUUGUUCAAAUACAUCAUCAUAGGCGACACAGGCGUCGGCAAGUCCUGCCUGCUGCUCCAGUUCACCGACAAGCGCUUCCAGCCGGUCCAUGACCUGACGAUCGGGGUCGAGUUCGGCGCCCGGAUGAUCACCAUCGACGGCAAGCAGAUCAAGCUGCAGAUUUGGGACACGGCCGGCCAGGAGGCGUUCCGGUCGAUCACGCGCUCGUACUACCGCGGGGCGGCCGGCGCCCUGCUCGUGUACGACAUCACGCGCCGCGAGACGUUCAACCACCUGACGACCUGGCUCGAGGACGCCCGGCAGCACUCCAACUCGAACAUGGUCAUCAUGCUGAUCGGCAACAAGAGUGACUUGGAUUCGCGCCGUGAGGUCAAGAAGGAGGAAGGUGAGGCGUUUGCCCGGGAGCACGGGCUGGUGUUUAUGGAAACGUCGGCUCGUACGGCGGCGAACGUGGAGGAGGCGUUCAUCAACACGGCGAAGGAGAUCUACGAGAAGAUCCAGGAGGGCGUGUUUGACAUCAACAAUGAGGCUAACGGCAUCAAGAUUGGCCAGCAGCACUCGCCAACCAACCCAUCCCUCGGCAGCGGCAACAAUCCGGGCGGUCAGUCGAGCAGUGGUUGCUGUUAAAUGUGAUGGUUGCCAAAUCGAAAAAGAAUAAAACCCACACACACACAUAUAGCAAACAAACAAACCAACAGCUACAACCACACACAAUCACCACACCCACUAACACAAACACACCGCGUACACCCGUGCCCGUGAAAUCGUGACAAAAAGUGUGAUUCUUGGACGCGCGCGCGCAGCAUGUUUGUGUGUGUUGUGUAAACGGGACGUGAUUUUGCACGCGUGGUAAGAAAAUACAAUUUAACAACCCCUUUUUUUAAUUUUUAAAAAUACAUACAACAAAAAACACACUAACUAAAACGUUUAAACAAAAAAGACCAUACAAAGUGAGACAAAACUGAGUUGCAGUUUGUGCGCGGAAAGAAGGGGCAGCAAAAAUCGGCUGAUUUAAGUUCAAUUCGCUCAUCGUACGAUCACGAAAAUUAGGCAACAAGAUUGACUAAUUGAUAAACGUUCUUAAGAAACAGCAAACAAACUCUGAUGCAUGUUUAGUACUAUAUCUUGUAAUUUAAAACAAAAAAAAGAAGUAAAUCUCUACCAAUUAAACCAACAAACAACCAACCAACACAACUAUUGAAUUUUUCUAGCGUAAGCCGAAUUUGCUACUUGCAAUUUUCCAUCGGAUUCUUGAAAAUAGAUGAACAACAACUACAAACAAAAAAAAAGCUUUUACCAAAUAGAGUUUCCAUUUGUUCUGUUUUUAAAAUAAAAGAAUCAAUCACACACAAGCGCAUUCCACGACGAGAAAAAAACGUGUUUCUUCCCUUGCCCCCCUCCUUCAAAACAAUAGUAAGACAACACUCGAUUGAAACCUCCCUCACAAUUAAUUGGUAAACACAAUCGGUAUGCGGAAGAUGAUGAUGAGAUUUAUAAACCUAAUUACUAUUGAUCUAUUCGAAAAAAAGAAAUAAAAGCAAACAAGCUUGUGGUGUGUGUGCAUUAAUUGUCGCGUAUAUUUUAAAACAACAAACAUGCUUAAAAUUGGAAACGUUUUUUUUUUUUGUAAAACCCUUAGAUGCGAAAUUUUAUUUUGAUUGUUUAUUAGUUAUUUUGUUUUCCCUUAGAUAGAGAGAUUCGGAAGAUUUUAAGUUGCAGCAAGCCACCAUCAUUGGGAGAAUUAUGUUGUAAAUUGCACUUACGGUUACUUUUCAGUUGUGAUCAAUUUAAAGUAAACUAAAAACAUAAACUAUGGAUAAUAUAAUUAUUACUGAUAUAA
Culex pipiens pallens (northern house mosquito) is the source of this 2190-nucleotide messenger RNA. It is a transcript of the gene Rab2, whose product is annotated as ras-related protein Rab-2A. Bases 336 to 977 code for a protein of 213 amino acids. The transcript has 4 exons. Gene Ontology annotation, molecular function: GTP binding; GTPase activity. The record is from RefSeq and is a predicted model, not a curated record. Lineage: Eukaryota; Metazoa; Arthropoda; Insecta; Diptera; Culicidae. Gene Ontology annotation, cellular component: Golgi apparatus.